This is a messenger RNA of Coniosporium apollinis CBS 100218, 1527 nucleotides long. Its product is annotated as cytochrome c oxidase subunit XV assembly protein. Bases 1 to 1527 code for a protein of 508 amino acids. Gene Ontology annotation, biological process: heme A biosynthetic process. The transcript is spliced from 2 exons. Gene Ontology annotation, cellular component: mitochondrial inner membrane. Gene Ontology annotation, molecular function: oxidoreductase activity, acting on NAD(P)H, heme protein as acceptor. The record is from RefSeq and is a predicted model, not a curated record. NCBI's taxonomy places the organism in Eukaryota, Fungi, Ascomycota, Dothideomycetes.
AUGGUCUCAAUCUUUCAGACAUUUCCGCUACUGCGGAGAGCAGCACCCAGACUAUCCAAGGAGUUCUUCGUCUGCAGUGUCCGUCCCGCUUCAACACGCGCCUCCCAACCUGUAUACAGAUCCGUCCGCCAGACCCCCUUCCUCCAGGCCUUCAGAUCUCAGACAACCCAUGCACACAGACCGGGCACGUCAACAGCACUGGGCAGGGAUGGCAGCUCCCCGCUGGGUGCAUUGAGCGGAACAAUUAGCUUGAAGAGCCCUGCGGCGAGGAAGGCCUUCUUCCCUGAGGCUAGCGACAAGGCAGUAGCAUAUUGGCUCUUUGGCAGCGCAGCAAGCGUCUUCGGCAUUGUUGUCUUCGGCGGCCUCACGAGGCUCACAGAGUCUGGUCUCAGUAUCACAGAAUGGCGUCCCGUCACCGGCUCCCUCCCCCCCACCACGCCCGAAAUGUGGAACUCCGAGUUUUCCAAAUACCGCUCCUCCCCCGAAUUCGCCCUCCUAAACCCCAACAUGACCCUCUCCGAGUUCAAGAAAAUCUACUGGAUGGAGUGGACGCACCGGCUCUGGGGCCGCGUCAUCGGCCUCACCUUCCUGAUCCCGACCAUCUACUUCAUCGCACGCCGCCGUGUCUCCGCUCCCAUGGCCCUCAAGCUGACCGGCAUAUGCGGCCUUAUCGGCUUUCAGGGCGUUAUCGGCUGGUGGAUGGUCAAGAGCGGGCUGCGCGAUGAUCUCUUUGCGCCAGGGAGCCAUCCGCGCGUGAGCCAAUACCGCCUGGCCACCCACCUCGGCGCGGCCUUCCUCGUGUAUUCCAGCAUGCUCCUCUCCGGGCUCUCCAUCCUGCGCGAGCGCGCGCUGCUCGCCGACCCCCAAGCCGGCCAAAAGCUGCUCGCAACCCUGCAGCACCCUAAACUCCGCCUCUUCCGCCGCUCCGUCGCCGGUCUGGCUGUGCUCGUCUUCACGACCGCCAUGUCUGGCGCCCUCGUCGCGGGGCUCGACGCAGGCCUCAUCUACAACGAGUUCCCGUACAUGGGCCUCGGUCUCACGCCCCCGAAAUCCGAGCUCUUCGACCCCUUCUACAGCCACGAGCCCGACCGGUCCGAUCUGUGGUGGCGCAACAUGACGGCGAACCCAUCGCUCGUGCAGCUCGACCACCGCAUCCUGGCCACCACGACUUUUACCGCCAUCAUGGCGCUGUGGGCGUAUAGUCGCUUCUCACCCCGCGUCCGGGCGGCGCUGCCGCUGAACGCGAAGAAGGGGGUCAGGGGCGUCGUGCAUUUGGCUUGGCUGCAGGUUACGCUGGGGAUUAGCACGUUGCUUUAUUUAGUGCCGACGUGGUUGGCGGCGGGCCAUCAGGCGGGGAGUUUGGCGCUGUUGACGGGGGUGUUGGUGUUGGGGAGUAGAGUGUGGGUGCCGAGACGGAUGACGAGGUUGUUGCAGAAACGGUUGGUGGUGGGGGAGAGUGCGCUCAGAGGUGGGAGUAGGAGGGGUGUGGGGUUGGGGGUUGGUGGUGCGGAGCAGAAGCGUGUGUGA